Messenger RNA from Arachis stenosperma, 678 nucleotides. RefSeq lists its product as uncharacterized. The transcript is spliced from 3 exons. Bases 1 to 678 code for a protein of 225 amino acids. NCBI's taxonomy places the organism in Eukaryota, Viridiplantae, Streptophyta, Magnoliopsida, Fabales, Fabaceae. The record is from RefSeq and is a predicted model, not a curated record.
AUGACGACUCGUGGAUGCGGUCGAACCUGGACGCCAAGAGAAUAUGAAGAAGGCACACCGAGGGAUAACCAAGCCACACUCCUGGCUGCUAUGACUACUCUUGUAAAUGCUAUGCACACAAAUAUUGUGGCUACAAACCAAGCUAUGGAAAGGAUGAACGGAAACAAUAACAGACUUGGAGGAAACUCAGUUGAUGGAUGUUCGAUGACUUUAGCAACCUUUUUGAAGGUUAAUCCCUCAAUGUUCAAGGGUUCAACUGAUCCGACGGAAGCCUACAAUUGGUUCCAAGCGAUAGAAAGGGCAUUGCAAUUGAGUGCAGAAGCUCAAUACUGGUGGCAAGGAGCUCACCGUCUGCUGCAGCAAGGGAAUGGAGAUGAGGCUAAGAAAUUGGAGCUACUACAACUAAAGCAAGGAUCAAUGUCAGUGGCUGCUUAUACGAGCAAAUUCGAAGAGUUGUGCCAUUUCUUAAGGGUUUGUCAAGGUGCUCCUAAAGGAUAUAGGGGGUGGAAGUGUAUGAAGUACCAAGAUGGUUUGAGGGACUAUAUCAUGCAAGCUGUGGCGCCUCUUGAGGUUAAGAGUUUUGCGAAGUUAAUUAACAAGAGUGGAGUGGUGGAAGAGUGCUGCAGGAAAACUGAUAUAGCAAGGAGUGACAACCGGGAGUCCCAUGAAAAGGAUUAA